This is a messenger RNA of Haliotis rubra (blacklip abalone), 2037 nucleotides long. RefSeq names its product nuclear envelope integral membrane protein 1-like. Gene Ontology annotation, cellular component: nuclear envelope. The transcript is spliced from 9 exons. Lineage: Eukaryota; Metazoa; Mollusca; Gastropoda; Lepetellida; Haliotidae. The record is from RefSeq and is a predicted model, not a curated record. The coding region runs from base 1 to 1398 and encodes 465 amino acids.
AUGGCGCUCAACUCGAGUGUAGAGGCCGUGAAAGGCCUUCUUGUAUUUCUAUUUUGCAUGCUAACUACCUUUACAGUUGGUGUGCAAAGUCAGGAAUGGUCAAAGGUUUCUGAGGAGUGUCAAAGGGCGAUGUACAAUGGACAAAAGGAAUGUUACGUACUGGGACAACAAGAUGCUAAAUUCAAAGUUGAGAAGAGUAAGAAUGUUUUGGAAGAUCGCCUGUUUGUCUUUUGUCAUCAAGGAUAUGAGAAGGAGUGGUACAGAUUAUGGCUGAAUCCUAAGAUCCGGGUAUUGGAAUCUGAGCUGCACCAGGACUUUAACUAUGUGUAUGGUGAAAACCUGACUGACGUGAAGGAGCACUAUAAGUCCAGCUACAUCAGCUUGUGGAACUGGUGGAGAAUGAAAGAAGAGUUUUCUUUCUUACCUUUCAAUACCAGCUGUCUUGGUAUUGCCUCAAGCAAGAAUUACACGGUUGAGUUCAAAAUAAAGAAUCCUGAAUUAUGGUAUGUCUUCUUUGUUGUCCUGGGCAUUGUCAUCUUCUUCUAUGCUAAAUCUUGGAGCAGAAAUGUUGCCCUUCACUAUGGUACAGGUAUAUCGGUGGGAGUGUUUGCUUCUCUUCUCAUAGUUGUCUUCAUCCUGAACAAGCUUAUGCCACAGAGACUGAAGACCAUUGGGUAUGCAUUUAUGCUAGUGAGUGGAUCAGCAUCCAUGUUCAUCCUUCAAACAGUGUCCCACAAGUUCAAUGACAUUCUUCAGAAUCACUGGCAUCUUGCGCUGGGUUACAUCUUAGUCACAGGGCUUGUAAGCUUUGCAGUUGUGUACAGAUAUGGCCCUGUCAAAGAUCAACGAACUCUUAACUUAGUGAGAUGGACACUGCAACUUGUUGGACUGUUGUUUAUUUACAUUGGGACACAGAUUCCAGAAGCUUCUAUUGCAAUCAUCAUUAUUGUGCUCUCGGUGUAUAAUUUCCCAAGGAAAGUUGUCACAAAAUUCACAUCCUUCAGCCUUGGAUUUACAAUUUCUGAGAUUAUUAAGACCAACUCCAUACCACUAGACUGUCAAUUCCAUAUGGGUUUUCUAGUUUGGCAGGCUGGUACAGGAUUUUCCGGGCCAAAGAUUCGCCUGCUUACAGAGGAAGAGUUUAUUAUGCAGGGACAUGUAGAAACAGAGAAGGCCAUGGAGGAACUGCGGUCCUUCUGUCAGAGCCCUGAGUGUGAUUCCUGGAGAGUCAUCAGUCGCUUGAAACACCCAUCCAGAUUUGCCAAGUUUGUGGAAGGGGAUUCUCACAUAUCCGACUCGGAACUGUUGGACCAUGAUUCAGUGGAUUACUUCUCACCUCCCUCAGAUGAUAUCUCUGACAAUGAAUCAGAGACAGACUUCCGUCUCAGCACUCCUUAACAACUGCCAUCGUUAGGAGUGUGGAAUAUUUUCUGUAUCAAACAACGUGAUCUAUCAUUUUGAGUGUCAGCACAUUUAGUCAGGCUGAGGUCAUACUACUAUGUUACAUAUGAUUUCUGUUCUUUGAAAUAUCAUGACAAGUGCACCUUAUGUAGUCAUGCUUGCCAAGGAAUGGGAUUAAUCUGGUUGUUCUCAGAGGCUGAUGCUUGACCCAAGGUCUUCUGUGAACAUCAAGAUACAUUUCCCAAUGAGUACCAAAUCUGAUCACUAACUAAUGUUUUAGUUUUUUAAAUAUGACUUUUUUUAUUUUAACACAAAAGAGAUAAAAAUAAGUCACUUCAUUUUACAUUUAACUUGAUGCAAUGAGAAUGAAAGAAAUAGUGGCCUAUGAAUUCCCACUGACUCUGCUACAGCUUCUCUUCACAGAUCUUAAAUGAUUCCUUGGCUGCUUACUUUCUUCUGAAUGUUUCUGACGGAUUGAUUAUUUUUGCUUUAAAAAACAAAUGCGAAUGUUUUGAUAGAUUAAUUUGUUUUCUUUUACUUCCACGAGCAAAAUCAUCAUCAUCACCACAUUUUCAUCUCAGCUGUAUGUGAGAGACACGCUACCUUGAGGACAUAUGUAUGGUGCUUAUGAUCCAC